AAACGGCCCAUAAACGUUGUGAAAAAGCCUCUCGCUGAAACAGAAGGUCUCUGUAAGUGUCUAAUCGCGCGAUGAACUUGAUAACGGCGAUGACCGGAGCUAAAUUGCGGCCAUACAAUGCUACGAUCCACUUGCUGCACUCCACUUUGCCCUUUCACGGCGAAACAACCUUCUUUCCUUAGGAAACAGCAACGUAUUACCUCUGAUCGCUUCACCUUUCGCGGUGGUGGUGGUGGCGAUGCCGCCGCCGUCGUCUCCUCCUCCGGCCUCCGUGAUCUCGUUUUCGUCGUAAACCCUCAAGGUGCUAAUGGUAGAACAGCUAAAGAAUGGAAGAAGUUGCUUCCUCACCUUCGAUCUCGUCUUGGUAAAGACUGUAAUGUAAGUGAAUUAUUAACAUCGGGUCCUUCUCAUGCCAUUGACAUUACAAGAGAGGCUAUAAGGGAUGGUGCAGAUGCUGUCAUUGCGGUUGGAGGUGAUGGAACACUUCAUGAGGUUGUUAAUGGUUUCUUUUGGGAGGGGAAACCUGUCGGUUAUCUCAGUGGGGAAGCUAGUCGAUCGACUGCACUUGGUCUGAUUCCCUUAGGUACUGGCUCAGAUUUUGCUAGAACAUUUGGUUGGAACAAUGAUCCUUGUGAAGCAGUGGAGCGCAUUGCUAGAGGGAUGCGAUCACGGAUUGAUGUUGGUGUUAUCGACAAGGAAGGAAAGGAUUUGCAUUACUUCAUCAAUGUAGCUGAUGUUCAUUUGAGCGCAAAGGCAGGAUUUUACGCUUCAAAAUACAAGAAAUUUGGAAACUUGUGCUACGUAAUUGGUGCCCUACAAGCGUUCAUGGGCCAUCAUAACCAAGAUAUGAGAAUCAGAGUCAAUGGAGGCGAAUGGGAAAUAUAUCCCCAGGUCACUGCUCUCUGCGUUGGAAACGCAAAAUACUUUGGUGGUGGAAUGAAAAUCACACCCAACGCCAUCCCUGGAAAUGGAAAUCUUGAGGUUGUGGUUCUUCAAAACUUCAAAUGGUAUGAUUUCGUACUUAAACUUCAUAAGCUGUACAACGGGACUCAUCUUUCGGUUAACAAUGUGACUUCAAGAAGUGUACAAAGCAUCGAAGUUGAAGAGAUUACAGACAGUGGAAGUAUCUAUGUGCAGUCAGAUGGAGAACAUCUUGGAUUCCUACCUAGAAAGUUUCAGGUGUUACCCGGUGCCAUAGACAUAAUCAGCUGAUCAAAACCGCAGAUUUCUUAGGAUAAACUUGUCAAGUAAAGUGUAGAAUACUUCAACUUUAUAUUCUUCCUGUAAUAUGAUUCAUUGUUUAGCGAAUCAGAUUUAUGCUCGUGUUACUUGUGUAACUCGUUACUAUCACUAUUUAUUGUGUGGUCUCUGUUAACCACAAAUAGAUACUUUAAAACAUUUUAAAGCA
Messenger RNA from Arabidopsis thaliana (thale cress), 1408 nucleotides. It is a transcript of the gene LCBK2, whose product is annotated as Diacylglycerol kinase family protein. The record is from RefSeq and is marked reviewed. Gene Ontology annotation, cellular component: mitochondrion. Gene Ontology annotation, biological process: phospholipid biosynthetic process; sphingolipid metabolic process. Gene Ontology annotation, molecular function: ATP binding; kinase activity; sphingosine kinase activity. NCBI's taxonomy places the organism in Eukaryota, Viridiplantae, Streptophyta, Magnoliopsida, Brassicales, Brassicaceae. The transcript has 12 exons. The coding region runs from base 118 to 1212 and encodes 364 amino acids.